Microstroma glucosiphilum is the source of this 396-nucleotide messenger RNA. Its product is annotated as DNA binding methylated-DNA--cysteine S-methyltransferase. Bases 1 to 396 code for a protein of 131 amino acids. Lineage: Eukaryota; Fungi; Basidiomycota; Exobasidiomycetes; Microstromatales; Microstromataceae. Gene Ontology annotation, molecular function: catalytic activity. The record is from RefSeq and is a predicted model, not a curated record. Gene Ontology annotation, biological process: DNA repair. The transcript has 4 exons.
AUGACAACUGUCAAUGCGGCCGAGUUCCACGCGAAAGUGUAUGAGAUCACACGUAUGAUUCCACCUGGUCACGUCACCAGCUACGGUCAUAUUGCGCGGCUAGCUGGCUCGCCUAGGCAUUCGAGGAUGGUAGGUGCGGCUCUGAAGUUUCUGCAAGACCCAAGCGUGCCGUGGCAGAGGGUGAUCUCCUCAUCUGGGGCCAUCUCUGACCGAGGGGAUGGCGGCGAAGGAGCUAACAGACAAGCGCAAAGGCUGAGAGAAGAAGGCGUCGAGGUGACGGAUGCCGUCGGAGCAGGCGUCGACACCUCGAUCAGACCAGGCUCUGGUGGAACCUACCGUGUCUCCUUGGCACGCUACGGCUGGUUCCCUGAAUCGGUCGAGCUAAAUGAGGAAUGA